UACACCUAACAAUACCACAGCUGUCAUCCGCAUGGAAGGUUAUGUUUACAUAUAGGCAACUACAAAUGUCAUUGCUCUCCUGCUCUCCAGUGAGUGAUAUCGUUGUUUGGCAACGACUGGAGUUGCACAAUUCUCUGCUCUCUGCUCAGGUUUAAAAUCGUUCGGCUAGCACUUAAGUAAUCAUUCGACUUUAACAGUAUGAAGACUACGAGUGAUUAAACUAAAUGGACGAAUUUUCUACAAAGCAAUACAAACCACUGCAGGGUGGGAGUAUUGACCUCAAGCAGGUGUUCUCAGACCAGCAAGACAUUCGCAACGUUGGGAAACUGUUACCUGCUCCACUGGGAAAUAACGAUGAGGUUGUGUUUCAAAGUGACGCCAGUGGUGGUAACGGCCUCAACCAGAGGAAUACUCGCAAUAUGGAGGAAUGGCUUAUGACGCCUGGGACAGAUAACAGGAUAGCUGUGUUCCACAGGGACUCCAUAGGUAUUGGUAAUGGCCGUCAUUCGUACACAGUUCAGAGAGAUAUUCGCAAUGUGGAUGAACGGCCUCCGACGCCUUGGGCAGAAAACAGAGUUGUGUCCCGGCGUUACAACACAAGUGGUGGUAGUAUUUUUGUCAAGAACACAGACCAACGGAUGAUGUCCAAGUAUCCUUCGCCAAACAACACUCCAUCCUACCCGGAUAAGGAGAUUCAUCGUCUCGCCAUCACACAUGGGAAUAUUGAACUUCAUGACAAAGGUCUUCAGUGUGCCGGAACAAGAGCAUGUCAGAGAAUGCAGCAAUACGAGCCUAGCAUCAACGAAACCCAGCGUUCCUACCCUCAGCCCAAGCCUGGCAGGCGUCAGAAUGUUUCUCCACCGACAGUCUCCUUCACGCAAAAUGUAGUGUACAGUCCUGUGCAGUAUUCGUGUAGUCCUGGGUCACAGCCAUACAUUCCUGGGUCGCAGCCAUACACUCCUGGGUCACAGCCAUACAUUCCUGGGUCGCAGCCAUACACUCCUGGGUCGCAGCCAUACACUCCUGGGUCGCAGCCAUACACUCCUGGGUCGCAGCCAUACACUCCUGGGUCACAGCCAUACACUCCUGGGUCGCAGCCAUACACUCCUGGGUCGCAGCCAUACAUUCCUGGGUCGCAGCCAUACACUCCUGGGUCGCAGCCAUACAUUCCUGGGUCGCAGCCAUACACACCUGGGUCGCAGCCAUACACACCUGGGUCGCAGCCAUACACUCCUGGGUCGCAGCCAUACACUCCUGGGUCGCAGCCAUACACUCCUGGGUCGCAGCCAUACAUUCCUGGGUCGCAGCCAUACACACCUGGGUCGCAGCCAUAUAUUCCUGGGUCGCAGCCAUACACUCCUAGGUCGCAGCCAUACACACCUGGGUCGCAGCCAUACACUCUUGGGUCGCAGCCAUACACUCCUAGGCUGCAGUCAUACAUUCCUGGGUUGCAGCCAUACACACCUGGGUUGCAGCCAUACACUCCUGGGCCGCAGCCAUACACACCUGGGCCGCAGCCAUACACACCUGGGCCGCAGCCAUACACACCUGGGCCGCAGCCAUACACACCUGGGCCGCAGCCAUACACACCUGGGCCGCAGCCAUACACACCUGGGCCGCAGCCAUACACACCUGGGCCGCAGCCAUACACACCUGGGCCGCAGCCAUACACACCUGGGCCGCAGCCAUACACACCUCGGCCGCAGCCAUACACACCUGGGCCGCAGCCAUACACACCUGGGCCGCAGCCAUACACACCAGGGCCGCAGCCAUACACACCAGGGCCGCAGCCAUACACACCAGGGCCGCAGCCAUACACACCAGGGCCGCAGCCAUACACACCAGGGCCGCAGCCAUACACACCAGGGCCGCAGCCAUACACACCAGGGCCGCAGCCAUACACACCAGGGCCGCAGCCAUACACUCCUGGGCCGCAGGCACACACUCCGAGGCCGCAUGCACACACUCCUGGGCCGCAUGCACACUCUCCUGGGCCGCAUGCACACUCUCCUGGGCCGCAUGCACACUCUCCUGGGCCGCAUGCACACUCUCCUGGGCCGCAUGCACACUCUCCUGGGCCGCAUGCACAUUCUCCUGGGCCGCAUGCACACUCUCCUGGGCCGCAUGCACACUCUCCUGGGCCGCAUGCACACUCUCCUGGGCCGCAUGCACACUCUCCUGGGCCGCAUGCACACACUCCUGGGCCGCAUGCACACUCUCCUGGGCCGCAUGCACACACUCCUGGGCAACAUGAACGCAGUCCUGUGCAACAUGAACGCAGUCCUGAGCAGCAUGGACGCAGUCCUGUGCAACAUGAACGCAGUCCUGAGCAGCUUGGACGCAGUCCUGUGCAACAUGAACGCAGUCCUGAGCAGCAUGGACACAGUCCUGUGCAACAUGAACGCAGUCCUGUGCAACAUGAACGCAGUCCUGUGCAACAUGAACGCAGUCCUGAGCAGCAUGGACGCAGUCCUGAGCAGUAUGGACACAGUCCUGAGCAGCAAGGAUGCAAUCUUGAGCUGCAUACAUACAAUCCCGAGCAGUAUACUUGCAGUCCUGUGAAGAACACACAUGAGCCAGAUAAUUCACUCCAGGAUAGGUUAGAUUACUCUGCUGUGAAUGAGCACACGUUUACAACAGAGAACAUAGAUACUAUGCAGACUUCUUCACUUGAGGUCUCGGGAACAGUAAAUUGCAGUGCAAAUCCUUUAGCUCUGCCACAGGAUUCCAUUAAGAGUGAGAAUAUACCACAGUUAGCACAUUCACUUCCCAAGAAAUGCAAUAAGAGGGAAAUAGAGAAAGAUAAUUCACAUCAAAAGAACCCUAAAAUGUUGAAGGGAUUUGAAAAUGAUGAAGCCUCCUCCUCCAUGGACCAAAAUGAGCAGGCUGUGGACACAGAAUUAAAGACAAAUAGUAAGCCAGUAUACUAUGAGUGUAGCGUAUGUUACUAUCGGAGUAAUAAUCUCGUGGGACUGAGACUCCACAUGAAAAUCCAUGGUAGAGACUGCAGUCAGAUAUCAGUUACAUGUGGUAUCAAUGGUGACGUUGCAAAUGACGUCUCGAAACUGGAAAAGCAUUUGAAAAGCCACCCAGAGAUACUUACAUACCAGCACAAACAGCAUGCCUCGAAGGUACAAUGCAAUGAAAAUGAAUGCUACAAAUGCUCCAUCUGUCUGAAGACUUUCUCUAAGCAUGAUGCCUACAAGGUGCAUAUGUGGAUUCAUACAGGAGAAAAGCCAUUCAAGUGCACAUUUUGUAACAAAAGUUACACUUCAAAGGCUUACUAUACUCGGCACAUAAAAUGGCACAAGAAAAAUGAAUACACAAAUGCUGUUGAAUAAUUUUAAACCACCUCUUCCUUGAGGUAAUGUUUUAUUGUGUUACAUAUAGUAUAAGAUUUAUUUUGUAUCAUAUGUUUGACAAUAUCCAGCAUGCAUGUUUCUGCCAGUUAUUGACCAUCUUAAAAUAACUAGAUAUUUAUUGUUUGAAGGUAUUUAUUAAGAUGUCUUAUUUGGAUUAGUUUCUAGCAUAUAUGUGCUAUUGUACUAUUUCCCAUGACUAACUGUUGAAUUUAAUAAUUUUACCAUGCAAGGCAUCUUAAUUGCACGAUUGUGGUAGUCUGAUUCAUGAACCUUUAAAAUAAUAUUUAUUCCCAUGUUUUCCCAUUUAUGCAUGCCUAUGAAACUAAUAUUUCAUUUAACAUAAUGCAAAUUUGUGCCUUACAUACGCCUAUUUUUUCAAGGUAAAAAAUGUAUGAUGGAUAGAACAAAUAAUUACUAUUGUAAUUUUUUAUUUUUAGACAAAUUUUAAUAAUAUUUUUUU
Molecule: messenger RNA, 3822 nt
Organism: Procambarus clarkii (red swamp crayfish)
Lineage: Eukaryota; Metazoa; Arthropoda; Malacostraca; Decapoda; Cambaridae
Biological process (GO): regulation of gene expression
Cellular component (GO): nucleus
Source: RefSeq, a predicted model, not a curated record